Molecule: messenger RNA, 1043 nt
Organism: Coregonus clupeaformis (lake whitefish)
Lineage: Eukaryota; Metazoa; Chordata; Actinopteri; Salmoniformes; Salmonidae
Exons: 14
Coding region: 64-804 (246 amino acids)
Source: RefSeq, a predicted model, not a curated record
UUUCAACGCACCACACUGACUUUCAGGGGCUGAAUCAGGUUGAGAGCAGACUUGAGUGAAACCAUGCAGAGAGAGACUCUUACGACCAUUCUCCUUUUACUCUGUGCUGGGCUUCCAGGUGACUGUGGAACUAUAGAGUUUCCAGGACUCCAUUCUGAUAUAACCGGCUGUGUGAAAACGACAUGUGCCAGGAGUAUCAAUGCCUGCAUGGACGCACAUGGACAGGCCCCCACAGAACAUCUCAAGGGUUGUGUUGUCCGCAUGUGUAGGAAAAUUACCAACCGCUGUGUAGAUCAGUUCAUCCAACAGUACCUGCCUCUGUUAUUGGCACAAUUUCCACGAGCUUCCUCAAUUGUCCAACCAAAUGCCGAGCUACUCAUGGCUGAAAUGACAGAUGCAUAUCUUCAAUGCUGGCUUGAGACAACGGACUCCAAAGUCAGUGGUUGUUUUAUGGACAGAUUCAUUGAUAAGGCACAGCCGUUCAUUACCCCGUUGUUUGCAUUGAUCUUCGAUGAUCCAGUCCUUGUGAGCUGUUGGCUCUCCCAUGCUCUGAAAGGAAUGGUAAGCUGCUUUGGUCAGCUAGAUGACAACUACAUCAAGGAAAUGAAAAAAAGGGCGGAGAGAGAGAUGAAGGACAAUACGUUUCGUUAUAUGACAUGCAUGAGCAAACCUAUGAAAAACUGGGACUGGUGUAAAGGACUCUUUGAUUAUCUUUUCGCUUCAUCACCAAAGAGGAAACGCCAGUACAAAGACUUCCUCGUCUGUUCAAUCCACGGUGUGAUUACUGCAACAGCUAAAUGCUAACUUGUACGAGGGGAAAGUUAUGCAUUUGCAGAUUUCCAAAGCAACAGCUGAACCGUGGAAACCCUAGAAAAACUGAAUGAAGUAUUUUUAAUUAAUCACCCAUGAACGCUAAAAGUUUGAUUAUGCCUUGAAGAUCAUUAUUUUAUUCGUUCUUGUUUAUCUUUUUAAAAUGUAUCUUUUAAAAUGGUAUUUUAUUACAUGCACUGAUACACAAUGAAUAAACAUAUUAUAAAUCACAA